Messenger RNA from Rodentolepis nana, 2742 nucleotides. The record is from the annotation of a GenBank genome assembly. NCBI's taxonomy places the organism in Eukaryota, Metazoa, Platyhelminthes, Cestoda, Cyclophyllidea, Hymenolepididae.
AUGGAAGCUUUUUAUCAUGCUGCUACUGGAGUUGUUAAUACGGCACAACGGAAUUUAGAUGGGGGUAUUUUCACAUUCAUUUUGGAUCGACAAACAGAUUCUCCGGAAAUUACUCAAAGUAUUGAUGAUUCGAUCUUUUAUACCCACUUUAUCAAUAAAAUCAGUUCUGGAGGUUUCUUGGCAGGGAUAUUUUUCGGUCUCCUCUGGUGUAUCUGUCUACUUGCCGGAUUUUUCUUCAUAUGGUGGCUAAGAUGCCGAAAAACUUCACCUUUAUCUACCCUUCGGCUCAUGAAACACCAAUCUUCCGUCGAGUCCGGUAAAUCCAACAACAUUGAAUUGCCGAAAAAAUCCAAGCUCUUCCUUCGACGUCGACGGCUACAAUCAAACUGGUUGUGCAUUGCAUUUCAAUGUUGUGGUUUUAGUACCCUGGUCGGUUUUCUCCUUAUUUUCUCUAUUCUUGGGUUUGUCACCAGUUAUUCCCUACAUACUUCAUUAACCACAGAAUCGCCUUCCUUCUCCCAUACGCAAAAUCUCACUUUUAUAUCAAAUAAUUGGGGCCUUUAUCCCGGCGUUUCAUCAGCUCUUCAAAGUGUUCGAAAUUAUUCAGCAAACUUUCUGGAUAAUGUUCGUGUUUCAACAGCACCUGCAGUAGAUAAUUUGAUUCAAGCGACCAUGGAAAUGCAAAACCAAACAACCAUUAAAGUCAAUGAUCUCUUGCAUAGUAUGUUGGGCAUUGAUAGGGCAUUCGACCUUGCCGACAAGGUGGGCUCACAUACUGUCAAGUUACUUAAUUUGGUAAACCCCCUAAAAAAUUACAUUAAUGAGUACACAGAUGCUGUAUCCUCUUUGAGUAUGGCUAUUGCCCGGUGGAACGGAUAUAUGGAACAACUUCAUGGUGAAAAGAACUUAAGCGCCACCAAGGUGUGUGAUGGAAAUGCUACUUGUGUGUUACCAGUUCUUUCCGGCGCAGAAGUGACUGUUAAUUCAAACUGGCGUCUUUCUCGAUUCGAUUUCGCAAUAGCACUUAACUUUGUCACUGAUGCGCAGAAUCGAACUCCAGAAGUGAUUAAGGAGCAAUUGACUUCAGCCCGUCAAAUUGCAUCAAAGCAGCUCGACAAAACAUUCGAGAAAAUGCGGGCGGAAAUCGAUAUUCCUGGAUCUCUGCGUAAUAUGACGGAACGAAAUUGGUUUAUUUUGGCCGAAAAACUAAAGGCUGUGAAUACAAUCAUUGAUAGUCUCUCUGAAUUCAUUUCAAGCAAAAUUUUUCCAAUAACAAAAGUUGGAUCCAAUUACAAUCUUGCAAUCUGCUGCCUGAUCUGGCUCUUUAUGCUUGGUGUUGUACUUGCGUUGUCUGUCCUUCUAUAUCAUUACCACUGUACCAACUCUACAAUCGAGUCGCGGAAUCGUAAGAAGAUCAGAUGCGUUUCAUCAUUUUUACUCAUCAUUCUCAUUCUUUGCAUUUUUGUUUCCUGUGUGCUCUUCCUUGUUUCUGGCUAUGCAUAUACUGAAAUCUGUCGCUAUGUCAGUCCUGAUCGUGCAGUUUUGGAGUAUUCAUUUGAUAAAAAAUCCGGUAAAUAUCAGGAGUCCUUCGUUCUUGAUACUUACAUUAACUCCUAUCUCGAUCAAAAUUGGAAUACUAUCGUUGAGAAAAUAAAAACAACUCUAAACGACAGCGAGAGUGAAGAAAUGCCUAUUCCAAGGAUACGCAGCCCCAUCUAUGCUCUGAAUGUUGCUUGCAAAAAUAACGCUGGCAUUUUAGAUGCCUUCGGCGCUGUAGACAAUUUCAAUUACUCUGCACUAAAUAAACCCGAGUUGACACAAGAGUUCGUCGAAAAAGGGCGCAAGAUUAUGAGGGAGACUUUGGUUGAACUCAACGUUACUGAAAUGUUUCCCCCUGAUACUACAGAAUCGAUUCAAUUGGGCUCCCGUUUGGAUGACUUUUUGAUUCCAUUCGAUAAAGCUCGUCAGGAACUUCCAUGGGAUUUUUUGAAUGUAACAUCUCGGAACAAAACGUUGCUAAUGACCGGAACAGACUUGUCUGCAUUGUGGAAGGAUUAUUAUGCCUUUUUGAGUAAGGGCAAUCUUGCCGUUGAGACUCUUGAAAGAGCUGACGAACUUGCCAAUAUUGUCUUCAACUUAUCAGCGGAAAUCACAAAAUUGCUUGAAUCGGUGGAUGGAAUUCUUCAGGGCUUGGAGAAUAUAACAAAAAUAGGACCAACAGCCUUGGAAUUACAGUCGAUAUACGAUAAUUUAAUGGAUCAAGUUCGAAAUCGCGAGGAUCUUAUUGUGAAAGCCUUGAAUCUUUACGACACUCAUGUGGCCAAAGAACUUCCACAGAAAUCAAACGAAUUAAUUCGCAAAUACGGUCCGGCUUUGCUUCGAGAGGUCGGCCGUUGUAGGAACUUACAUGAUGCCUAUUCAUCUGGAGUCGCCGCAGUAUGUGAUUCUGUAAUUGAACCCCUCAAUGGAGUAUGGUUCUUUGCUGGGUUGUGUAUUCUCAUCUCUACCAUUCUAAUCACACUGGGAUUACUUUUUCUACUACACAAAAUCCCUCCUUUCCCCCAUGCUGUUGCUGUCGACGUAAACGAGCCUUUAUGCAUCGCUCCCCAUGAACAAAGUUUCCUAAAACCCGGUGAAAAUUUGACCUCUGUAAAUGGAGUUAGGAUUGUCCAACCACCGGGUAUUCACUCGUUGAUAAGGGGGCAGCAUUCGCGCCCACAAACGCCCACUUCGCAAGUGUAG